UCCCGCAGCCGCGCCAGCGUCACCGGCAGGGCGCGCGCGCCGCGGCAGAGGCGGAGCGCAGCCGGCACUCCCGCGUCCCGCCGGGCCACGCGCGCGCUGCUCCUCCGCUCUAUGGUCAGCGUAGAGAUCCACGGCGGUGGCGGAUCAAUACUGGGACGGCGGCGGCCGUGGCGCCGUGGGGAACAUGGCGACGCUGGUGCUGGAUAACGGCGCCUACAACGCCAAGAUCGGCUACAGCCACGCGAACGUCAGCGUUAUUCCCAACUGUCAGUUCAGGUCAAAGACUGCACGCUUAAAAACCUUUACGGCAAAUCAACUGGAUGAAAUUAAGGAUCCUUCUGGUCUUUUUUAUAUUCUUCCCUUUCAGAAAGGUUACUUGGUGAACUGGGAUGUUCAGAGACAGGUUUGGGAUUAUCUCUUUGGAAAAGAAAUGUAUCAAGUGGAUUUUGUAGAUACCAAUAUUAUUAUUACCGAACCUUAUUUUAACUUCAGUUCAAUACAAGAAUCUAUGAAUGAAAUUCUAUUUGAAGAGUAUCAGUUUCAAGCAGUUCUUAGAGUAAAUGCCGGAGCCCUUAGUGCACACAGGUAUUUCCGGGAUAAUCCAUCUGAGCUGUGCUGUAUCAUCGUGGAUAGUGGAUACUCUUUUACUCACAUUGUACCUUACUGCAGAAGUAAAAAGAAGAAAGAGGCAAUCAUCAGGAUUAAUGUUGGAGGGAAACUCUUAACCAACCAUCUAAAGGAGAUAAUCUCUUACAGGCAGCUACAUGUUAUGGAUGAAACACAUGUAAUUAAUCAAGUGAAAGAAGAUGUGUGUUAUGUUUCUCAAGACUUUUACAAAGACAUGGACAUUGCCAAAUUGAAAGGAGAGGAAAAUACUGUAAUGGUAGAUUAUGUUUUGCCAGACUUCAGCACAAUCAAAAAGGGAUUUUGUAAGCCAAGGGAAGAGAUGGUGUUAAGUGGAAAAUACAAGACUGGUGAACAAAUACUUCGUCUAACAAAUGAAAGAUUUGCAGUUCCAGAAAUACUUUUCCAUCCUUCAGAUAUUGGUAUUCAAGAGAUGGGAAUUCCUGAAGCCAUUGUUUAUUCUAUUCAGAAUUUACCUGAAGAAAUGCAGCCUCAUUUCUUCAAGAACAUAGUUCUGACUGGGGGAAACACCCUUUUUCCGGGUUUCAGAGAUCGGGUUUAUUCUGAAGUUCGAUGUCUUACUCCAACUGACUACGAUGUUUCCGUUGUUCUUCCUGAAAACCCUAUUACUUAUUCUUGGGAAGGUGGGAAGCUCAUUUCUGAAAAUGAUGAUUUUGAAGACAUGAUAGUAACUAGAGAAGACUAUGAAGAACAUGGACACAAUAUCUGUGAAGAGAAAUUUGAUAUAUAGGUAGCAUAGCUGGAUAUGUUGUUAUUCCAUUGAUUGACUUAGAAUGGAAUUCCUUCAACUACAACCUCUUUUCCAUCAGCUAGGAUUGUGUUUUAGCUUUCCUGUAUUGAAUUGGGUUGAGAGAAAAUAAUUUUAAGAGUUUAGAAAUAGAGUUUUACAAGCGUAAUACUGUGAAAUAAUAUGUUCAUUGCGAUUUCAUUAUGUUUGUAUCUUUUCUGAUAGCUUCAUUGUAUUUUUAUUGCAGAACACCUCAGUGCAUGAGGCAAUAAAAUAUAAAAUGCUUAAACUGGUGUGAUGCUAAUACAUA
Molecule: messenger RNA, 1682 nt
Organism: Pseudopodoces humilis (Tibetan ground-tit)
Lineage: Eukaryota; Metazoa; Chordata; Aves; Passeriformes; Paridae
Gene: ACTR6
Product: actin related protein 6
Source: RefSeq, a predicted model, not a curated record